AUGCUGCAUCGGUUUUCCGUUCUCAAGAUACGCAUCAGAAUUUCGAAGAUGAGUGCUGAAGUUCAAGCAUCCUCCUCCAAGCAAGAGGCCUCGGCCGAAGUCCUACAGGCGAGUCGCGCCAACUUCGUGACGCGCCUGAACGCUCUGCCGGCUGUGACUACCCUCUGCGGCGUGGUGGCUCAGUCUUAUGGUCGCGCAAAGCAGAGCUACGCCUUCGUCGCCGUCCCCUUGCAACUGGCCGAGAUCGGAGUCCAGUACGCGGUGGAAAAAAGUCUGCCUGUUCUGGACAAGUUCAGUCCCCAGCUGAACUACGUCAACGGUCUUGCCUGCCGAGGACUGGACAAGCUCGAAGCCGCCUACCCAGACGUGACCCAGAAGCAGCCACGGGAGAUCUUAACCGACACAGUGGCCUUCGGCCGUUCCAAGCUCGCCAGUGUCAAGGACUACGGAGUCUCCAAGGCACAAGGCGUCAAGACCGCUGCCGUGGGUGCCCUUCACCUAGCCACCCAUCCCGUACAGACUCUUUCCUCGUGCACUCAUCGGACCUUCAGCUACACCCUGAAGGCGCUUGAUGCCUUGGAUGCUGCCCUGGACAAGCACAUCGCUGCUUGCGCCAUCGACAUGCCCGAACGCGCCCCUUCCGACGCGCCAGGCUUUACCACCCUCCUCACUCUCCUGGACACUGUUGUCUUCAAGGCAACUGCUUGCGCCAAGGUCGCAGUUCGUCAGCGGAACGACCAAAUCCGGUACUUCCUCAGAGUUCGACACUUCAUCACUGACCCUGCGCCGAAUUCUUCGGCAGAAAAUAUGGAAACCGUGCCACGCAGCGAGACUCCAACCACGGAACCCAAAGUACCGUUUGAAGAAUCUUCCACUGACUCAACCACCAGAGGAGAAUCCCCCACUUUUUAACCGCCUUGUGUCAUUAUCGCGGUUCCAGACUUGGGCGACCAUUUUGGCGGCCCUGCGAGGAAUCUGCUUGUGUUCCAUUCCUAGGCAUAGUACUGAAUAAACUUGUGACCUUUUA
Messenger RNA from Ixodes scapularis (black-legged tick), 1027 nucleotides. RefSeq lists its product as uncharacterized. Gene Ontology annotation, biological process: lipid storage; positive regulation of triglyceride storage. Bases 1 to 912 code for a protein of 303 amino acids. The record is from RefSeq and is a predicted model, not a curated record. Gene Ontology annotation, cellular component: lipid droplet; cytosol. The transcript has 6 exons. Lineage: Eukaryota; Metazoa; Arthropoda; Arachnida; Ixodida; Ixodidae.